UAGAUUCUCUCCUGCGGCUCGGUUGUUGUGGCUCGCGUGGAAUUGGAAGAGAAAGAUUUUAGAAGUUACAGUUCCCUGUGGAUUAAAUACAAAAAGGGAAAUAAGGAAUUUAAGGGACUGUGACACUUGUAGAGGACUUUUCCAGGAUUUCUAAGGCGAGUUUUGUCAGGAAGUCGUCAGCUUUUUUGGACCUGGCAUGCAGUCAUGGGUCGGUUGUCACAGGGCGUGUUUGGUUGAGAAAUCGCUGUCAACAGCUCACAUACUUUUAAUGAACGGCGGAUUGGCCGUGUCCUGCUGAUGGACCCGGACACUCAAUGGCUGUAUCAACUCCUGGCGGACGUGCAGCUGGAGAAGUUCUAUCUGCGUGUCAGAGACGGCCUCAACAUCACGCGGGUUGAGCACUUCGCCUACGUCAAGGAGGCCGACCUGGAGCAGGUCGGGAUCAGCAAACCGGCACAAAGACGAUUAUGGGAUGCACUAAAACGCCACAAGACCUCACAAAGCUCGCGGCCGUGGAUGCCAAAGGGGUCGAGCGGACGAUGUCCAGAUGGAGGGGAGCAGUGGAGCAGUGGUGGUCCCGCCCAAAACCAGGAAGGCAGUAGCCGGGCCCUGCCCAGUUUAAUCCAGGAUAAUGAGCUGGUUCUGGGGGAGAAAUUGGGCUCCGGGUCCUUUGGUGUGGUGAAAAGGGGACAGUGGCAUACACCCACCGGAAGAGUCCUUCCUGUGGCGGUAAAGUCGCUACGGAGCAGCAUGUGCAAGCAGACGGAAACGCUAACAGACUUCCUGUUAGAAGUGACGACCAUGCAGUCGCUGGACCACCCCCACAUUAUACGACUGUACGGGGUCGUGCUCACCCAGCCCCUCAAAAUGGUAACAGAGCUGGCCCCCCUGGGUUCCCUAUACGACAUGCUACGCUUGCGUCAGUUCGAGUACCCGCUGGUGCGUUUGUGGCUCUUUGCCACCCAAAUUGCGGCAGGUAUGGACUACCUGGAGACCCGCCGCUUCAUUCAUAGGGACCUGGCGGCCAGGAAUGUUUUGUUGGCUUCCAAAGAAAUGGUCAAGAUUGGGGAUUUUGGCCUGAUGAGGGGCCUGAGUCAAGACGCAGACCACUACGUCAUGUCAGCGCAUAGGCGGAUCCCAUUCGCAUGGUGCGCUCCUGAGAGUCUCCGUGUGGGGUCCUUCUCUCAUUCCUCUGAUGUGUGGAUGUUUGGCGUGACCCUUUGGGAAAUGUUCACGUACUGUGAAGAGCCUUGGUUCGGUCUGUCAGGAAAACAAAUCCUGUGGCGUGUGGAACGGGAGGGGGAGCGCUUGGAAAAACCGCCGGAUUGUCCCCAGGAGAUGUAUGGCAUCAUGAGGAAGUGCUGGCCGUGCAACCCGGCGGACCGGCCCACCUUUGCUCAGCUUAUUACCAUGGUGGCAGAGGCUAAACCGAUGGAAGUCCAAGCCACAAGGGAGUUUGCAGAACCCAGGAAACUUGCGCUCCUGCCUCAUGAUCUUGUGACCGUCGUAGAACAUGGCCUGGAGCUCAGCGAGUGGCGGGGGCAGAACCAGAGGACGCUAAAUGUCGGAUGGUUCCCUCCGAGCCUCAUUGUACCGCCGACUCCUGCGGCUUCUGCAGUCGGCGCCCCGUCUACUGCCUCCAGCAACCCAGGACCUGUGAACUACAUCUCCCCUCCGGUGAAGGGUAGUCUGCAGCACACCGCUCACGGGGACAUCCAUCCGGAUCGUAGCUGGGGGACACCUGAGAACCUGGAAGACACCGGGGGCAGCUUCAGGCAAGGCACCACCAGGGAGAAGGAGGGAUCAAAUCUGCAGAAAAUGUCAGGAUUUUCCCGAAGCCUGGAAUCGGUCUUAAGUGGCCACCAGUCACGGUCCCAACCGGUAGGUCCGCCCAAAGUGGACCACCAGGGCCGGCCCCCGGUGGGGGCGGCUCGCAGCGUGGUGGUGCAGCAAGACCACCGCCGCCUCAGCGAAGCCAGCAUCCAAGCUCCUCCUCGACCGCCGCCCCCCAAUUUCAAGCGUUUCAACUGGAAGGCACAGAGGCGGCCAACUGUCCACCCGCCCCUCUCGGGUUCCUCUUGGCUUCCUCAGGUGGUGCUGGUCGCCUCCUCUUCUUCGGCGCCGCCGCCUCUACCUCAAUACCCACCCCCGCCUGUGGUCGGAAGCACCAACCUGGCCAAAAUGUCCCACAUGGCACGGUCCACCCCGCAGCUGGACGACCAAGUGGACGGCAGAGAACGGGUGAGAGAGCGGGAGAAGCCGUCUUACGCCCAGUAUACCCGGGACAACCUCAUCUCGCAGGUUAUGGACGCCGUUCACGGAGUAACCAUUGAAGAAGUUCGAAAUGCGCUACAACGUACUGAAUGGAACCCGCUGCGAGCUGAACAGCAACUCAAGUUGGAGCAACUGUACUCGCUGAGUCUCUGCUCCAGGGAGGACUGCCUGAGGAUCCUCUCCAGGUACCAGUGGAACCUUCAGCUGGCCAGCCGCUACCUGAUCCGAUGGUCACGAGAAGACCGAUCCGCUUCCGGAGAGAGGGAUCGAACGACAGUUAUCUCGGAGAAACGAGUGUAAAAACGAGACAGAAAAAGUUGUGCCAUUGAAGAAAAACAACAGGAAGAUGGACGACGCCAAUGUCAUGGGACAGUUUUAUAAAGACGCUACUUUUUUUUACACUGUUGACUCGCUACAUUGUAAAUGUACAACAUUCUUGCAAAAUGACAACAUGUAGUAAAGUUCUGAAAUAUGCUUGUAAAAUGACGACAUGUUCUACUACAUGCUUGACGACAUGUCUUGCAAGCGUACGACGCUAUACUACAUAUUCUUGUCAAAUUAACAUUCUAUGUGACAUUCUUGUAGAAUUCCGACAUAUUCCACAACAGGGAUCCCUAAUGACUGGGCCGCAGGAAGCUUUCAGGUGCAAUGAUAAAUAAAAAAAAUAUAUACUUGUAAAUAACUACCGUACAUAACAUUUUAUGUAAAUGCAUAUCAAUAUCAGAAAUGAGGGCCAUUGUUUUAUUUAAAAAAUAAUGUAGAGUUACAAAUCCCAUAGUUUUGUCAUUUAUAUGUUGUUUGUUGCAAGCGGCGACCCGUCCCACUUUGUUUGACGGUCCCCGAACGCACCAUUGUGCGUGCGCUAACUUUCUCCCAUACCGCACAAGCCGUCAGAAAAGGUUGGGGACCGCUGUUCUCCAACAUACAGUAUUGUUGUAAAUUUACAAGGCAUUCUACGACGUGUUCGUGUGAAAUUACGACGUUCUACGGCACGUUUUUGUGAAAUGAUGAUAUUCCGCGACAUAUUCUUGUAAAACUACGACAUACUGUCUUGUGUUUUUAAAUUAUCGAGACAUAUUCGACAUAUUCGACACAUUCUUGUAAAAUUCGGACAUAUUGCUUACAACACAUUGUUGUAAAAUUGACAUUCUACGACACAUUUGUGAAAUUACGACGCUCUAGUACAUAUUCUUGUGGAAUUACAACAUCUUUGGCACAUUAUUGUAAAAUUCUGGCAUUCUACAUAUUCUACACAAAUUAGGACACAUUCUGUGACAUAUUCUUGUGAAAUUACGACCUUGCACCCCACUUUCUUGUAAAAUUACGAUAUUCUACCACAUAUUGUUGUAUCAUGAUGACAUUCUACGACACAUUUGUGAAAUUACGACGCUCUAGUACAUAUUCUUGUGGAAUUACAACAUCUUUGGCACAUUAUUGUACUGUAAAAUUCUGGCAUUCUACAUAUUCUACACAAAUUAGGACACAUUCUGUGACAUAUUCUUGUGAAAUUACGACCUUGCACCCCACUUUCUUGUAAAAUUACGAUAUUCUACCACAUAUUGUUGUAUCAUGAUGACAUUCUAUGACACAUUUUUGUGAAAUUACCAUUUGUGGCCAUUUGUGGCUCGAGGCUGUUUUUCUAUUGGCCCAGUGGUGCACAUUCUAAAAAUACAAUUUAACAAGAAAAGUACAAAAACAACAGCAAAAAUAGAAAAAUCAGUAGUAAUCGUAAAAAUAAAUAAAGGCAAAAUAUUAAAGAGAAAAAAGUUGUAAACUAACCAGAAAAGUCAUCAUUUUAUUAUGUAUAUUAUAUUAUAUAUAUUAUAUAUAAUAACAUCAUAUUAUGAGGAAAAAAUAAUGUCAUUUUAGUAGCACCACAAAGAAAAAUACAUUUCUUUUAAAAAGUCGUAAUAUGAUAAGAAACAAAUAAAGUUGUCAUUUUUGGAAAACUAGCCUGGGGAAAAAGGUAUAAUAUGGGAAUAAAAUCUAACUAUUAUGGAAAUAAAUACAAAAUAUUACGGGAAUAAAGUCCUAAUAUUACAAGAAGAAAAUUGACAAGAAAGUUGAAAUAUUUGGAAAAAAAUCAACAGCAAAAAAUGGAAAAGUCAGCAGUAAUUUUACAAGAAUAAGUCAAAAUAUUACAUCGUAUUCUAACAAGAAAAAUGUACAAUUUUACGAGAAUAAACUUGUAAAAUUAUGAGAAAAAUAAUGUCAUUUUAGUAGCACACAGAAAAAAAUGUUUCAAAAGUUGUAAUAUAAGAAAGUGUUAAUUUUUGCAAAAUCAGGUUGGGCAAAAGUUAUAAUAUGGGAAUAAAGUCAUAAUAUUACAAGACGGACAUUUACAAUAAAGUUUAAGUAUUUGGACAUUUAUUUAUUUAUUAUUACAUUUUUAUUUUUUUAUAUUUAGAAAUUUCAAACAACAGCAAAAAUGGAAAAAUCUGCAGUAAUUUUACAAGAAUAAAAUCAAAAUAUUAAGAGGAAAAAGGCAUAUUCUUACAAGACUUUUUCAUGUGAAUAAACUCGUAAUAUGAGGAAAAAACAUAAUUUAUUAUAGAGUACAAAAAUUCAAGAAAAAAUUGUGUUUUUUUUAACACUGUCCUGCUCACAAGUCUGUGAGAAUAAGGUAACUAGUUAAACAAGCUGAAUAACAACACGUGUUACUCGUGGUGUUUUUUUAAAAGAAAGCACUAAAAAAAAAAAAAAACAUCACACAGCAACGUAAUAGGUAGAUAACAAUCAGACAAGACACUACCAACGAAUAAUGCAAAAUAACCGACAACUAUGUGAGCUCUACAAAUGUAACUCAGCGGCCAUUUAC
Molecule: messenger RNA, 5092 nt
Organism: Dunckerocampus dactyliophorus (ringed pipefish)
Lineage: Eukaryota; Metazoa; Chordata; Actinopteri; Syngnathiformes; Syngnathidae
Gene: tnk1
Product: tyrosine kinase, non-receptor, 1
Exons: 14
Coding region: 298-2574 (758 amino acids)
Biological process (GO): protein phosphorylation
Molecular function (GO): ATP binding; protein binding; protein tyrosine kinase activity
Source: RefSeq, a predicted model, not a curated record